CUAAUUUAGAUCAAAAGAAGGGCUGAAAAGGAGUACUACAAAACGUGAACAUCAAGCAAAGAGCGGGAUUUAUUCCGGUAGGACUUUGGGGAAAACAAAGCGGAGGUCCUCAGAAUGAGUGGUCUUUUGAACUUGAUCAAGGCCAGAGGCUGAAAAAGAUAAUCAUUGAUCAUGGUGAUGAUGUGAUAUACUCUCUCAUGUUCACCACUGAAGCUGCUGGAGGUGUAGUGAACACUUCUAACAAAUUUGGUGGUUGGAAUGGUGGACAAACAGUUUCGGAGGUGACGCUUGACUCGGACGAGGAAAUAGUUGGAAUUAAAGGAAGCGUUGGUACUAAAGCUCCGUAUACAAUAAUUUCUUCACUGUCUUUUGUAACGAACAAGACCACCCAUGGACCUUUUGGUGGAGCAACCAGUUCUGAGUUCUCCUUACCUUGGGAGAAUGGCUCGUUAGUCGGGUUUUACGGCCUUGCUGGCUAUUAUAUUGAUGGCAUUGGUGUCUAUUUGAGACAAAUCUUGAAGAUCGGAACAUGGGGAAAAACUCUUCCUGCAGGUCCGCAAAACAAUUGGUCUUUCAAACUUGAGCCAACUUAUCACUUGACGAAGAUAACCACUGAUCAUGGCGAUCUCAUAUACUCUCUGAUGUUCACCGCACAAUACGGAGACUUAACAUACACUUCUGAAAAGAUGGGUGGUUGGAAUGGUGGAGAAAAUGUUUCUGAGAUUACAUUCGAAGGGGACGAAGAAAUUAAUGGCAUUAGUGGGACAAUUGCAUUGUCAAGGGGAACUUAUGCGGGUCUCACAGUAGUUUCGUCAAUAUCAUUCAUGACCAAUAAAAAAACCCAUGGGCCAUUUGGUGACGUAAGAGGGACUCCGUUUACAGUACCAUGGAAUGCGGGUUCAUUCGCUGGAUUUUACGGCCUUGCGGGUUAUUAUAUUGAUAGCAUUGGUGUUUAUUUGAAGGCUACAAACUGAUGAAGCAGGUAGCGGUUAGUAGACGUUUGAAGAAGCUAGCUGGUUCAAGUUGUGCUGAGUAAUCUGGGAUUGCAACUCUUUAGCCAUAUGUUCAGAAAAUAAAAUAAAUAAAGUUUGUUAUGUCUUUUGUAUUUACCAAUAUGUUUCCCUUUAUCGUUUCCUGUUUAAGUUGUGAUGAAUAAAAGUAAGACUUGUUCCAGCAUUUGGCAAGUGUAUCUGUUCGUAAACCCUGAUAUUCCAACAUAAACAACUAUGAUAGGGACCCUGA
Messenger RNA from Helianthus annuus (common sunflower), 1242 nucleotides. Its product is annotated as mannose/glucose-specific lectin. Gene Ontology annotation, molecular function: carbohydrate binding. The record is from RefSeq and is a predicted model, not a curated record. The coding region runs from base 198 to 974 and encodes 258 amino acids. Lineage: Eukaryota; Viridiplantae; Streptophyta; Magnoliopsida; Asterales; Asteraceae. The transcript is spliced from 4 exons.